AUGGCCGAGCGCCUACUCCAGGCUUCCCGGCAACGCCGAGUGAAAGCCAUGACGGCCGCCGCAGGUUCGGCGGGCCGCGCCGCGGUGUCCCUACUGCUGUGCGCGCUGCUGGUACCCGGCGGCGCGUACGUGCUGGACGACUCCGACGGGCUGGGCCGGGAGUUCGAUGGCAUCGGCGCUGUCAGCGGCGGCGGGGCAACCUCCCGACUUCUAGUAAAUUAUCCAGAGCCCUAUCGUUCUCAAAUAUUGGAUUAUCUCUUUAAGCCAAACUUCGGUGCCUCUUUGCAUAUUCUAAAAGUCGAAAUAGGUGGUGAUGGGCAGACAACAGAUGGUACCGAACCCUCCCACAUGCACUAUGCAUUAGAUGAGAAUUAUUUCCGAGGAUAUGAGUGGUGGUUAAUGAAGGAAGCUAAGAAGCGGAACCCUAAUAUUAUACUCAUGGGCUUGCCGUGGUCGUUCCCUGGAUGGCUGGGAAAAGGUUUCAACUGGCCUUAUGUGAAUCUUCAGCUGACUGCCUAUUAUGUCAUCACCUGGAUUGUGGGCGCCAAGCAUUAUCAUGAUUUGGAUAUUGAUUAUAUUGGGAUUUGGAACGAGAGGUCAUUUGACAUCAAUUAUAUCAAGGUGUUAAGAAGAAUGCUGAACUAUCAAGGUCUCAAUCAAGUGAAAAUCAUAGCGAGUGACAAUCUCUGGGAGCCCAUUUCUGCUUCUAUGUUGCUCGACUCUGAGCUCUUGGAGGUGAUUGAUGUUAUAGGAGCUCAUUAUCCUGGGACCCACAUAGUAAAGGAUGCGAAGCUGACUAAGAAGAAGCUUUGGUCCUCUGAAGAUUUUAGCACUGUAAAUAGUGAUGUGGGUGCAGGUUGCUUGGGCCGCAUAUUGAAUCAGAAUUAUAUCAACGGCUGCAUGACUGCUCUUCUAGACAUUUACAUUUUGAUCACAAGCUCUUUUGGCAUUUAUCUUUUAUCAAACCAACCUUUUAGCACAAUUGCUUGGAAUUUGGUGGCUAGUUACUAUGAACAGUUGCCUUACGGACGAUGUGGAUUGAUGACUGCUCAGGAGCCAUGGAGUGGGCACUAUGUAGUAGAGUCUCCUAUCUGGGUAUCAGCUCAUACCACUCAGUUUACUCAACCAGGUUGGUAUUACCUGAAGACAGUUGGUCACUUAGAGAAAGGAGGAAGCUACGUGGCUCUGACUGAUGGCCUAGGUAACCUCACCAUCAUCAUUGAAACUAUGAGCCAUAAACGUUCUAAGUGUAUACGGCCGUUUCUGCCUUACUUCAAUGUGUCACAUCAGUUUGCUACCUUUGUUCUUAAAGGUUCUUUUAGUGAAAUACCAGAGCUACAGGUGUGGUAUACGAAGCUUGGAAAACCAUCUACGAGAUUUCUUUUUAAACAACUGGAUUCUCUAUGGCUUCUUGACAGCAGUGGCACCUUCUCCCUGGAGCUGCAGGAGGACGAGCUCUUCACGCUCACCACUCUCACAACCGGGGGCAAGGGCAGCUACCCGCUGCCUCCGAAGUCCCAGCCCUUCCCACGAAUUUAUAAAGAUGAUUUUGAUGUUGAUUACCCAUUUUUUAGUGAAGCUCCGAAUUUUGCUGAUCAGACUGGCGUCUUUGAAUACUUUACGAACAUUGAAGACCCUGGAGAGCAUCGCUUCACACUACGCCAAGUUCUCAAUCAGCGGCCCAUUACUUGGGCUGCUGAUGCAUACAACACCAUCAGUAUUAUAGGAGAUUACAAAUGGUCCAAUCUGACUGUAACGUGUGAUGUUUACAUAGAGACUCCUGAGAAGGGAGGCGUGUUCAUUGCCGGAAGAGUAAACAAAGGUGGUAUCUUGAUUAGAGGCGCCAGAGGAGUUUUCUUCUGGAUUUUUGCAAAUGGAACCUACAGAGUUACAGGUGAUCUAGCUGGAUGGAUCAUAUAUGCUUUAGGACAUGUUGACGUUACAGCAAAAACUUGGUAUACACUCAGAUUAAUUAUUAAGGGCCGGUUCUCCUCUGGCAUGCUGAACGGCAGGUAUGUCUGGACGAAUAUCCCUGUGAGUUUCCCGAAGAAUGGCUGGGCCGCCAUUGGAACUCACUCCUUUGAAUUUGCACAGUUUGACAACUUUCAUGUGGAAGCCACAAGCUAAUAUUCACGGAGCACCAUAGAACCACUCUGGAUUUUCUUUCUUUCUGGUUUUGGUUGAGAGCCAGUUCUUUUGAUGGAUCAAUAUAUGAGCCUCUUGGAGGCUAACAAUAGUGAAGAAUAAAUGGGGAGAGAAAUACAUGUUUGCUUGAUCUUCUGGAAGAUAUUUUUAGAACUAAUGCCCAGGGAAACCAAUGAAUCUUGAACAUGACCUGAUAUGUCCCCUAAAAUUCAAGCUGUGCAGCGGUCCUCUUGUGAGGCAUGGUUUGGGUGGUUCACACCUCGAAGCCUUGGCGUUGAUGCUGAGGUGGCUUUCUCCAUCGCACGCGCAAGGGAUCGUGUGGACGGCAGUAACCCAAUCAUCACAGAGACCGACUGUGUGUCUGAGUGAGCGGAUGGCCUGGUCCGGAGGUCACACCACACCGUAGGGAGCUGAAGAACACUGGAAGUGCUGCUUUUUGAAAACCACUUCAACACAUUAAUCUUAACACUCUAAAGAGUAUUUUGUCUUUUCCUUUUUACGAUGAUGCUUUUGAAUUAUAGAUAUGAUGAGUGGAUGAUUGCAAAAAUGCCUCACUAAUAAACUACCUCUAAAGCUAGUCCUGCAGUAAUCAAUAUGAGCAGAUUAAUUGGGUUAUCUGCAGUUAUUAAUUCUUUUAAAUCUGACCUUUAGUCUUGUAACCCUUAAGACCCUCUGAACAUUUCCCCAGGUGGCUGGAAGGAGGAAGAAAAUCCCACAUAGCCAGUGCUUUCCGUGGGUCUACAGAUGAAGCUGGAGCAAUUUUCUUGUGUAUCAUGUCAUGGUGCCUCUUGUGGCCUUCUUGUGUGCCGCUGGUCAUGGACUAACACAGCUAAUGCGUUCUCUUAUCUUUGUGCGUGGAAGAAGGGGCACGCUAAGCUUCUGCUAGUUCAUAGAAUUGGAUCAUCCUUUAAUAUUUGGUAUGAUUAGAUGCAUUUAUUUCAUGAAAGUACAAAUGUGUUUAUAUUUGAGUGUGGGGAGCGUAUUUCUCAUGCAGUAUAAUUUGUAUCUAAGCAUUAGUGGACCUCCUAGAAACAACUCCAUUGUUUAUGUCGAUAAAGUAAAUUCUGGAAUUUUCUAAAAUGAAAGUUCAAAACUUCACUGGACUAAUACUAGAAUUUUGGUAUUUGUAAUGGUUUAACAUAGGCUAAACUGAAUGAAGUUUUGUAUUUCUAUUAAAGACAAAAAGCUCAAUAUUAGAAUACAUCAGAUUAUAGAGAAAAAUUUUUAAUUAAAACCAAGUCUAAGUGAUUUCCACUUCAGGUCUCUACAGAUUUUUUAAGUUAGCUUUAUUGUGGUAUAAUUUACAUACAAUAAAAUGUUCCCAUUUUAAGUAUACAGUUAAAUGAGUCUUGAUAAGUGGAUACACCCACAAAACCAACACCCCAACCAAGCUAUGGAACAUUUCCAUUACCCCAGAAAGUUCUUGUGUUGCACCUGUGCAAUAAUAUCUUCUCACCUGCCCCCAUCUCAGAUUUCUGUUGCUCCUGAUAAGUUUUCAUUGUUCUAAAACAUUAUAGAAGUGGCAUCAUACACUGUGUACUCUUUUGUGAAUGGUUUCUUUCAUUCAGCAUAAUGCUUUUGAGAUUUGUCUAUGUUGCUAUGUAUAUCAAUGGUUUGCUCCUUAUUUCAAAGAAUAUUCCGAUUAAACCACAAUUUGUCAUCCUCUUCCCUCACUUUUUGGAAUUACAAAUAAAUCUGUUACGAACAUUU
Messenger RNA from Zalophus californianus (California sea lion), 3855 nucleotides. It is a transcript of the gene GALC, whose product is annotated as galactosylceramidase. The coding region runs from base 1 to 2127 and encodes 708 amino acids. The record is from RefSeq and is a predicted model, not a curated record. The transcript is spliced from 17 exons. Gene Ontology annotation, molecular function: galactosylceramidase activity. Gene Ontology annotation, cellular component: lysosome. Gene Ontology annotation, biological process: galactosylceramide catabolic process. NCBI's taxonomy places the organism in Eukaryota, Metazoa, Chordata, Mammalia, Carnivora, Otariidae.